GAGACUACGAUUAAUCCCUAACUCACUCCAGACCAGUUAGAAUUAGGGGGGCUGGAUCUUGAAGACUGUUUAAGAUAAACAGGUAAUAAUACAGUUCAAGCCACAACUUGUACGACUCAGAGCUCCUGAAGUUAAAUAAAUCCUUGUCUCCAGUGAACAUGGACAAACCGGUUUGUCUCAUUGACACGACGUCAGAUGGGAGGCUGUGUGUACAGGAGUCAGCGCUGCAGAUCCUGCAGAAGAUUGAGCAGCCGGUGGUGGUGGUCUCUGUGGUGGGUCUCUACCGCACCGGGAAGUCCUACCUGAUGAACCGUCUCGCUGGGAAACAAACAGGAUUUGCGUUGGGCAGCACAGUUGAGUCGAAGACGAAGGGCAUCUGGAUGUGGUGUGUGAACCAUCCAACUAAAGCAGGAACCACCCUGGUGCUGCUGGACACUGAAGGUCUUGGAGAUGUGGACAAGGGAGAUUCAAAGCAUGAUACCAAGAUCUUCUCUCUUGCCAUCCUUCUGAGCAGCACUCUAGUGCUGAAUAGCCAAGGGACGAUUGACAACAGGGCUAUUGAGGAACUGCAAUAUGUCACAGAAUUGACUGAGUAUAUCAAGAUCAAAUCAUCUGAUGAAGAUGAAGAUGGCUCAGAGUUUGUUAAGUUCUUUCCUAGUUUCAUCUGGGUUGUGAGGGACUUCACCCUGGAACAAAAAAUCAAUGGCAAAUACGUGACUGAAGACCAAUAUUUGGAAUUUGCCUUGAAGCUAAAACCAGGCACUUCCAGAACAGUACAAGAGUUCAACCUUCCACGGGAAUGUAUCCGAAAUUAUUUUCCUUCCCGAAAAUGUUUUACACUCCCAUUCCCAGCUAUACCAGAGAAAGUGUCUCGUCUGGACAGCUUGGACCCUGCUGACCUUUCCCCAGAUUUCCAGAAUGUCUCAAAUUGUUUCUGCAAGUUUAUCUUUGACAGAAGUGAAGUGAAAAAGCUGAAAGAUGGAUACACAGUCACAGGCAGAGUCUUGGGUCAGCUGGUCAAGACAUAUGUCGACACAAUCUCCAGUGGUGAAGUUCCAUUUCUGGAGAACGCUGUGGUUGCCAUGGCAACGAUUGAGAAUGAGGCUGCAGUGAAGGAGGGGCUUGAGGUGUACAAGAGUGGAAUGGAGAAGCUGAAGAAGUCCUUCCCUCUGGAACUGAAGAAUGUGUCCUCAGAACACCAACGUCUCAGUCUCUUGGCAACACAAACCUUCAUGAAGCGUUCCUUUAAGGACAGCGAGGGAACAUAUAUAAAAAGUCUCGAGGAACACAUUCAUAACCUAUUUCAUGGAUACCUGGGCCAAAAUGAGGAGGCAUCAAAGAAAAGAUGUGAGGAUCUCUUGUCAUCCCUCUCUGCAACAAUGACAGAAAAACUCAAGACAGGAUUUUAUGCCAAACCUGGUGGUUACGUUCUCUUCUCCCAGGACCUUGAAGACAUUAUAAAGAAAUACAAAUUCCAAGCAAAUAAAGAAGUCAAGGCAGAAGACACAGUUGAAAAGUUUCUGAAGAGGAAGUCUGUGGAAUCCAAAGCUAUUCUGCAGGCUGACAAAAAACUGACUGACCAGGAGAAAAAGAUUAUGGAGGAAAGAGAGAAGGCUGUUCUUCUGGCUCAGGAGAUAAACACCAAAGAAAAAAAGCAGCAACUUCUAGAAGAGGAGAUGGAAGCUCAGAGACACAGUAAUGAAGAGAGUAUAAAGGAGAUGAUGAAGAAGAUGGAUGAAGAGAUGAAGCUUCAGAAAGAGGAGUUCAGAUGUGCCACGGAGAGUAAACUGAAGGAGAAAGCUGCUCUGUUAGAGAUGGACUUUAGAGAGAAAGCAGAGAGGAUGUCUAAAGAGAUUGAAGACUUCAGGAGGAAGAAUGAGGAAGCAGAAAAGAAAAGUGACAAGCUGUUUAAAAAGAUGAUAAAGAACAUAAACAAAAAACAUGAUGAGACAAUGAAACUGAUGAUGAGGGAACACAACGAGAAGAUGAAAGCCAUCAUGAGCAUGCCGAGACCUUCAUCAGACCCUUCCGCGCCACUCUUAUGUCUUCUACUUCGAGGUCUCAUUGGUGGUUCUGGGACCGGUUCUAGUUCACAUUCAUGUUCGUGUCCCUGUUAAUGCUAUUUAAAUCUUUGUGCAUUAAACUUUCACCAGAAUUAACUCCACCUCCUAUCUAUCUGUUUGUCCUGCCAUGUUCCCAUCAUCCAGACCAGACCUGCUUAAGGACCUUUCAGUUUAUUGUCAUGAUCGACUAGGAUUCAGACCCUGAACAUUUUGGAUUCCUCUUCCAUUCAAGUCCCAUCAUCAAGGGGACACCUCCACCCAUUUUUUUUUGAUUGAAUGAGAAUGCAAAUUUAAACAUAACACACUGACCUAACAUCACUUUCAAAGAACUUUUUAAAGAUACUAAUGAAAAAAGAAUUGGAGUACUAAGCAUCUCGUUUUUUUAAUGGUGCAGACUUCUAGUUCAGGGUGUCUACAGAUUUAAGAUAUACCUUAUACCUUAUAUACCUUAUAUAAGAUAUAAGGAAGUAACAUUUUUAAGACCAUUUUAGCGCCACUUUAUAUGAAAUUUAAGACCAAACCUGCCAUGGACAUACUCAUUGUAAGACAUACAUAUUUCAUAUACACAGCCUUUGAAAAUUUAGAGACCACUCAAAUUCCUUUCGGUUUGCUGCAUUCAUUUUUUUGAAACUAUGGACAGAAUUUCAGCCAAAUUAAAAUUAAAAUAUUGCUUUAUAUUUGCACUUAUUUUAACAAAAAUUAAAAGGGAAAAUUGGUUUUCAGAAUACUUAAAAUAUUUUAAGAUUUAUUAAGAUGUUUGCAAAAAUAAACAUAUGUGACCCAGUCAGAAAACCAGACUAAAGUCUCUGAAUCUAAUUAUGAGAAAACGAGCAUCAAAUUAGAUUUCAAGCAGUUAUUUCACUAUUUCAAUCUUUGACAUGGCCCUCACUCAGUCAAUAUGAAAUAUAUCAAGGUUAUAUUUUUACAGAAUGUUCCUUAUGUUAUUAUACUUUAGAUGGGUUUUAACAGACUUGGUCAAAUGGAAUAAACCUGAUUUAUAAUCACAGCUUUCAUUCAAUAUACACUUUACUGUAUGUCACUCCUGAUGUUUGUUUCUGGUGAAAUUCAAGAUAAACUGGACUGGAAUAGUGUCUGGUGCAAGGCUUCAAAGUUUGUGUGUAGAAGCUUUAUGGGACAGAGCCUCUUAAGUGUCCAUUGUUGGUGAGGUGUAGAAAAAUGUACAAUUAAGAGAUGUUUCGGAAGCAAUUGAUGCACCAGAAGAACUUUACCUUGUAGCUCCAAAUGGUCAGGAUAUACCAUUCAUUGGAUGGAUGAAAGUCACUUUUAGUUUGGCGCCUACUGAAGGAAAGGACAGAGAGUUCAUCAUACCUAUCUUUCCUGGCUAAACAAGACAAGUAAGAAAGAUGAAUUCUGCCCCUUACGGGUCCAAAAAAUGACAGAAAUCUUACAGAAGAUAAUUAGAAGCAAGCAGCCAUGGAACUUGCACAAACACCCAUGAUCAGACACGGUGCCGCUCAAAGCAUGAAUACCAGACUGCGUUACUGAACGUGAGACAGAUUUCCACUAGUAAUGUCAUCAAUGAACAAUGAUCAACGUCUACAAAGUCCACAUCUGGUUCCCCAAAUCACAAGAUUCGAUUAGCGACAGGGGCAACAAUCCAAUUUACUGCAGCAUCUUAUGGCAUUGGGUAUCAACUCCCCACUCCGACACUAGCAAUGGCAGCACACAUGACAUCAGUGGCCAGGAAUAAUGACGCACACCGCCCAACUAACGUCCUCUGCAUAUAUACACCCAGGAUACAGCCUAUAGGACAAACCUCAGAUUAUGACCAAAUGAGGGCGAUUGCCAGUUUUGGCACAAUCGCAACAAUGAAAAGACAUAUUGUGCAACAGAUGUUGAGAGAGGAAGCAGCUUCAGAAGGGUUACAAUUAAACAUCUGGUUGAAAGAUUUACAAUUAUGCAUUUGGCAGACGCUUUUAUCCAAAGCGACUUACAUUGCAUGAUACUAUACAUUUGUCUCUUAAGUAUGUGCAAUUCCUGGUAUUGUCCCCAUGACCUUGGUGUUGCUAAAGCAAUGCU
Triplophysa dalaica is the source of this 4103-nucleotide messenger RNA. RefSeq names its product guanylate-binding protein 1-like. The record is from RefSeq and is a predicted model, not a curated record. The transcript has 10 exons. Bases 159 to 2117 code for a protein of 652 amino acids. Gene Ontology annotation, molecular function: GTPase activity; GTP binding. Lineage: Eukaryota; Metazoa; Chordata; Actinopteri; Cypriniformes; Nemacheilidae.